Thelazia callipaeda (thelaziosis nematode) is the source of this 594-nucleotide messenger RNA. NCBI's taxonomy places the organism in Eukaryota, Metazoa, Nematoda, Chromadorea, Rhabditida, Thelaziidae. The record is from the annotation of a GenBank genome assembly.
AUGACAACACCAUCACGAAGACGUCUAAUGCGAGAUUUCAAAAAACUUCAGGAAGAUCCUCCUGCUGGGGUAAGUGGUGCGCCAACAGAAGAUAAUAUACUAAUGUGGGAAGCGAUUAUUUUUGGGCCUCAGGACACACCGUUUGAAGAUGGAACAUUCAAGUUGACUCUUGAGUUCACUGAAGAGUACCCAAAUAAGCCUCCUACAGUAAAAUUUGUCUCCAAAAUGUUUCAUCCAAAUGUUUAUGCUGAUGGUAGCAUCUGCUUAGAUAUUUUGCAGAAUAGAUGGUCCCCAACUUACGAUGUUGCGGCGAUCCUCACUUCCAUUCAGUCGUUAUUGGAUGAGCCAAACCCCAAUAGUCCUGCUAAUUCAUUGGCAGCUCAACUGUAUCAGGAAAAUAGACGAGAAUAUGAAAAAAGAGUUCAACAAAUUGUGGAACAGUCCUGGCUUAAUUUUGGAGAAAAUGAAGGAGAACUGGAAAUUAAGGAGGGUGCUGAAAGCGAUGAAGGAAUGGAUCAUGAGAGUGGUGAUCCGCAGCCUUCAGUUUCUGGAGCAUCUCGAGUGAAUAACCCUGGUGCUUCAUCUUCUCUUUAA